Molecule: messenger RNA, 4274 nt
Organism: Gambusia affinis (western mosquitofish)
Lineage: Eukaryota; Metazoa; Chordata; Actinopteri; Cyprinodontiformes; Poeciliidae
Gene: gpr19
Product: G protein-coupled receptor 19
Exons: 3
Coding region: 2494-3762 (422 amino acids)
Biological process (GO): G protein-coupled receptor signaling pathway
Cellular component (GO): plasma membrane
Molecular function (GO): G protein-coupled receptor activity
Source: RefSeq, a predicted model, not a curated record
UGACAUCUUCUGCAGCCACCAAGUCCUGUUAAUCACCCAAAGAUUCAAUCCAGGUGUGGCAGAAGGGAAACACCUAAAACAUGCAGGCAGGGGGUCUGAGGACUGGAAUUGGGAACCACUGGAUUAAAUAACCCAAAUUGUUGCCGUCAGUUUUUUACUAACAGACUGUGCAGUCCCGGUCGGUGGACCAGCUCUGCAGCAACACGCUGAGCUACAGAUCAGGCCCUGGAUCAGAUCUGCUCGGUUUUAUUUCAGCUUUUCGGAUCUAACCCCGACUGUUUCCCAGACUCACUCACAGGUACUAAACAGUAAACCCAGUUUAUAUGACGGUUCUCUUAAAGACAAAAGCACUCAUUGACCCAAAUAAUUCAGCUGAACAAAUUGCCAAUUCUGGAUCAGAUAAAGUUCCCCAGGAUGUUUGGGAAGUAAUUUGGAUCAUUUUGGUGAAAAUUUAUAGCUUUAAUUGUUCAGAAAAAUUGUUAAAAAUGUAAUUGUUAGAAUAAACCCAGUUCAAUGUUCAAUCAGCUUUCUUUGCUUUAAUGAACGUUCGGUUCUAAACCGGUUCUUAUCAUUAAUCCCCGUUACUUUGUGGUUCCGCUCAAUACAGACAUAAAGUGAAAGCAAAGCCAGAACUUGAGUGACGUUGGCUCCCCACCUUCGAAUCAGACAAAAUUGGUAUCAAACAUUUGUGCUACGUUUGUGCAGCAAAACGUUUCCUUUGUGCUGCUCACAUCAUUUUAAAGAUAUUAAGAAAUGCUUGUAGAGGUCAUGAAAGGUCAACCAGCACCCCUCCCCCCCUCACUUCAAAUCAGGCAGAAUUUGUGUCAAUCAACUCGGCUGCCUCUGUGCAGCAACAUUUAUUGUUUAUGCUGCUUUACUUUGGAGAUAUUAAUGAAAGUUUAAAGGUCAACCAGCCCCCCUUUACAAACUCGAAAUGGCCUUUAAACUUUUAUUAAUUUCUUCAAAGCCAAAGUAGCACAAACUAAAAGUUUAGCUCUACAAACGUAGCACAAACGUUUUACACCAACUUUGUCUGAUUUGGUGCAACUGGCCGCUAGGUUCUGUUUUUCCAGAACUUUGUGUUCCACGCCAGAUUUUGACCUGGUUCUGACUCUUUUAGAACCCUCUAUCAAAACUUUGUAUGUGGUUCCGAGUCCUCUGACCGAUCCGAACCAGCCUCCUGUAACAUUUGGUUCUGGGUGGCUGAAGGCAGGCCGGGCCAACAGCGCCCCCUGCCGGACUGGUUGUUCUCUGGGACUGAAGGUGUCUCUGGCGUCCAGCAGGGGGCGCCGACGUGCUGUCAGCCUGCCAAAUGUUUAUUCCUGCUUUUGAUGAUGAUAAAUGGGUUAAUUCACAGAUUCACGUGUUUCUGUUUCUUCUUCACUGUGAUUGGUCCUCUCGGUGCCGCUCGGCUCACAGGUCCAAUCGGUUCUGAUCACAAGUUUCAUUUAGUUUGUAGUCUGCCAUGCUCUGAAACAUUUUCUGGAAGAUGAACCAGAUUUGUUUUGCUCCUCUCCACUCCGCUGCUGGUUUCCCAUGGCAACCGGCCUGUGCUGCGGUCGUCAUGGCAACAAGCUGAGACCACAGCCAAUCAGAGCAGGCGGUCGUCUCCUUUUAUAGAGCCACAAAGAGGCUGCAGGUGCAGGCAGCCCAAGGUCAAAGGUCAGAGCUAUCAAUGUGAACAGCGCCCUCUAUGGCAGCGGCUGCAUCAUGCUGUGGGCUGAACUGGAUCUGAGCCUGUUCAUGAAGUUCUGCCUCAGUCUGGAGAAUUUCUCCAAGAUCCAGCGGGAGGUCCAUGCACUUCCUGCCAGUUACCAUGGUAACUGCUGCUGCAGAACAGGUCAGGUUCCAGUUUCUAGAUGAGGUCAACCAAUCACAGCCCAGAAAAAAAAUAAAGAUGAGGUCACGCCUCUUCAUCACCAGGAGUGAUGCAUCUGUCUUCAUAAGUACAUCUUUGAUCCUGAUGAAGAUGAAGCUGAUGAAGCUCUCCCUCUCCUGCUGGGCCCCUCUAACGCCUCAUGUCCAUGAACCGGCCAGGGUCUAAGGUUCGGAACAGCUCCCCCUGCUGGCCUGGAUCCAGCAUGAUGGUCGGAGUUCCGGGUUCUUCGCUGUGAUUGGUCCGUUUAGCUCACCUGGCCCAGUACCCUGACUUCAUUCACUCAGCGCUCGGCCCGCCCUGCUGCGCCUCCUCUUCAUCGUCAGCUUCAUCCUGAAGACGGACAGCCAUGAUGUCUGCCGCCUCCUCUUCCUCCUGCUGCUGAAAACCCCGGGAUGAAGCUCCUCUUCCUCCCGCUGGUCCGGAUUCUGUAGCGGAUUCGGAACCCGCCGUAUCGCUGGUUCGGUUCCGUAUAGUAGCAGCAGAUGUUCGGCUGGCGCUGCGACACGGUUUGUUUACGUGUGAAGAGGAUGAAGAUCCGGAGAUCCAGGAGGAAGAACGAUGACAGGAAGCUCCAGUGAUGCCGAACAUCUCAUCUGUGACGCUGCGAUACAGAAAUGGUGUAUGCUCAGUCCACAAACAGAGUUGGUGUGAAUCCCUCCUUCUACUCCCCGUUCUUCAAGAAUCAGAUGUCAUUUAACUUCUCCAAGAAAGAAAACUUCACUGUGCUGGCCGCCUUGCCCACCACUGCGCUCUACAGCCUCGAGGGCUCGACCCCCAGGCAGCCCAACGCCACCGCCGCCUCUGGCGACCUGUCUUCAGGGGAGGUCGCUAUCCUGGGCCUGGUGUUCGGCUUCCUCUGGCUGGUCUCCAUCCUGGGAAAUGCCCUCGUUUGCCUGGUCAUCCACAGGAGCCGGCGGACUCAGUCCACUACUAAUUACUUUGUGGUGUCCAUGGCGUGUGCAGACUUGCUCAUGAGCCUGGGCUGGGCUCCGUUUGUCCUUCUGCAGGUGGCUGCAGGACAAUGGCCUCUGAGCGCUGCUGCCUGCAAGGUUGUUCGUUACCUGCAGCACCUUUGCCCCGGCGUCCAGGUUUAUGUCCUGCUGUCCAUCUCUGUGGACCGCUUCUACACCAUCGUCUAUCCACUCAGCUUCAAGGUGUCCAGAGAAAAGGCCAAGAAGAUGAUUCUGGCCUCAUGGUUAUUUGAUGCAGUCUUUAUCGCCCCCUGUUUCUUCUUUUAUGGUUCUGCAGACAGUCAUUGCGACUUUUUCCUCCCCAGCAGUUGGGGCAGUAUCACCUACGCUGCAUUUCACCUUCUAGUUGGCUUUCUUGUCCCAGUUGGACUCAUCAUUUCCUUCUACCAGCGGGUGGUUCGCUACAUCUGGAGGAUCGGCGCUGACGGCCAUAUGGUGCGUCGCACCAUGAACAUCGUCCCGCGGACUAAAGUUAAGACCAUCAAGAUGUUCCUCAUGCUGAACUCAGUUUUCUUCCUCACCUGGACGCCCUUCUACGUGGCCCAGCUGUGGCACCCUGAGGAGGCCGACACGCCCGGCAGACAGGAGCUGCUGUUCUUCACAACCAUCGCUUGGGUCUGCUUCAGCUCCACGGCCUCCAAACCAACCCUGUACUCCGUCUACAAUGCCAACUUCAGGCGCGGCAUGCGGGAGACCUUCUGUAUGUCAUCCAUGAAGUGCUACCGCAGCAACGCUUACACCAUCACUGCCAGCUCCCGGAUGGCCAAGAAGAACUACGUUGGGGUGGUGGAAAUCCCGGUCCAAGCUAAGACCAUCACCCAGGACUCGGUGUACGAUGCAUUUGACCGGGAGGCGAAGGAGAAGAAGGUAGCCUGGCCCACCAACACCAACCCGCCCAACACUUUCGUUUGAGCGACUGAGCCAACGCCACGGUUAUAGGGCGCCAUUUGUCAAGUUACACAGUAAAAAAUUACCAACAAUAAUUUGGUUUAUUUACUCUGACAUAGAGGACAAAAUGUGCGAGCUAAGCAUUUAGAUAGCAAGCUAAAUAUUUUGCUUGCUAUCCAAAUGCUUGCUGGUUAAAUAUUUAGGUUGUAACCGAAUAUUUAGCUAAUAAAGUUAUAUUUAAUUUUAAAUAAAUAUUUGCUUUAGAGGUAAAUAUUUGCUUUAAAUGUUCAUUUUGCUAACUAAAUAUUGAGUUACAACCUAAAUAUUUAGUUAGCAAGCUAAACACCCAGAUUUGUUCUCUAAAUACUUCAAUUGAAAGCUAAAGAUUUAGCUUGUAAACUAAAUAUGUAAUUAAAAAUUGAAGUUGGAACCCUGGGAUUUAUAAAUGCAUGAAUAACUUGAAGAUAUAACUUUGAAAAAUAAACAGCCACAUUGUUUUCAUUGAAAGGCUAAAUAAACCAAAUGAUUUGCGUUAA